AGCUAGGUUUGCCAAAUUAGAGAGCCAAACGGGGCUUUAAAGAAACUCUCUCCCUCUCUCUACACUUUUCUCUCUCUACUGAAACAAAAAUGGCGGCUUCGUCUUCGUCACGAAGAUCAAGCGGACCAGUCCUACGCUCACUCUCUCCAUCCGGAAGGUUCUACUCACCGACUCCAUCGUCGUAUUCUUCUUCCGAUUUUGCUUCUUCGACCUCGAGCUUUUCGUCUCGAUCAGGCUCGUUCUUCCAAAGAUCAUCCUCUCCUACUCGUGUCAAUCUCUACAGCUCAUCUCCUUCGUCUCCGUCCUUGCGGUUCUCUCUCGACAGACAGAUUUCUCCGAGCCGAUCGAUCUCCGUAUCGUCUCGGAACCAGGUGGUGAAGAAGAUUGGAACUCAGAAACGGACGUGUAUGUGUUCGCCGACAUCGCAUCCAGGUUCAUUUCGUUGCAGUUUACACAAGAAUUUCAAUAACCAGUCGGUUUCGUUUCCUUCGAGCCGAUUGAAUGCUCGGAGGUCUGCGAUGACGAAUUCGCUCGUUCGAAUUGGAACCGUUGAAGGCGAUCUAGUGAAGAGAGCUUUGUCGGCUCUGAUUCGACCUUCGUCUCACCAGCAACGACGGCGCGCCGCGUUCCAGCCGAGGCCGAGCCGGCUCUCGAUCAUGUCGAAAUCAGAGGAAUUGUGAUGAGAUCGAGAGAGUAUGUUGAUCAAUAAUCUCUCAGUUUGCACAAUUCUCCAAUUUUUCUGUCGACGGAGGUGGCAGAUCCGGCGAAUAGGUCGGAACGGACUCCUUUUUUGUGUGUACUCCGGUGACCGAAACCCUAGAAAAUCCGAUUAUGAUACUUUUUGUGUGUGUUCAUAUAUAUAUAUAUAUACAUAUAUCAAUCGCAGCCAUUAAAGGCAAUUCAAGGACCAACUGGAUUUCUAAUUAACCAUUCAAUUAGCCUUUAAAUCAUCAAAUUUGAAAUUAAAUUAAAUUGAAUUGAAUUGAUUAAUCGGAGCUUAAAAUGUUGGUAAGAUUGCUUCAUGCACAGAUCCAUCUAAUUAUGAUUCAGUCAUUCGUUUGUGUCCUCUCUCCGUUACGUUUGACGUGUGAUUCGACGUUUUCGUUACCUCCGUUUGUAGGGACUUGCAUCGUUCGUUCGUCUUUUCGAUCCGUAUAUACGUAUGUGUUGUGUACAUAUACGUAUGCUUGUUUAUUUGAGGUAUUAUUUUCGGAUGGAGUGGGAAUUUGGAUCCCAAAAAUUGUUCAAAUCUGAUUUUGGAGAAUGGGCAAGGCCACUUUUGACUUCGGAGAAAAGGCCAAAUGAAUGACAAUGAAAUUUAUAUAAAUGAAAAUAUAUAAUGAAAUUUAUGAAAAAAAAAA
Camellia sinensis is the source of this 1361-nucleotide messenger RNA. NCBI's taxonomy places the organism in Eukaryota, Viridiplantae, Streptophyta, Magnoliopsida, Ericales, Theaceae. The record is from RefSeq and is a predicted model, not a curated record.